AUGUCUGUGUACAAGACUUUGGUAAGAGAGAGAAGGCACCAGGAAGCCUUGAGGCUACCCUUACCACUUCCAACCCCAGAGGCUGAUCUCUGGAACCGUACCCUGUCACCUUCACCAUUGUCAUUCUCAACUUCAAACUCUUGUGGCACUGACAACCUCUCCGACCUCGAGAAACUGGUGAUUUUAGGCCACGGUAGUGGAGGCACAGUCUACAAAGUCCGCCACCGGAAAACUUCUGCAGUGUAUGCACUGAAAGUCCUCCGGUUUGGCAAAGAUGUAGCGGCGAUGGCCGAACAGCAGGCGGCACAAGAGGCUGAGAUUCUCAGACAAGUUGACUCGCAGUUUGUCGUGAGGUGUCAUGGUGUUUUCGAUCAUGGGUUCACUGAUAUAUAUGGAGGUGGUGAUCUUUGCUUCAUCAUGGAGUACAUGGAAGCAGGAUCACUACACGACGUCUUGCGUACACGCCGGAGAUUACCGGAAAAACUCAUCUCCGUCAUGGCACAACGUGUCUUGGAAGGACUAAACUAUCUGCAUUCCAUGCAGAUAGUGCAUAGGGACAUAAAACCAUCAAAUUUACUGAUUAACAACAAAGGAGAAAUAAAGAUUGCAGACUUUGGGGUGAGUCGAGUUGGGAGAUGCACUGCUAGAGAGCGAGACUCGAGUAUGGGUACGUGUGCAUACAUGAGUCCAGAAAGAUUUGAUCCGGAGGGGUGGAACGGAGAUUGUUCCGAUGGGUUCGCAGGAGAUGUGUGGUCCCUCGGAGUGGUGGUGUUGGAAUGCCAUGUGGGUCAUUUUCCGUUGAUCGGUCAAGAACAAAAACCAGAUUGGACAACACUAAUGUGUGCAAUUUGCUUCGGAGAGAGAGUACAGAUGCCGGAGACGGCCUCACCGGAGUUCCGGAAUUUUGUGUGGAGGUGUUUGGAGAAGGAUUGGAGGAUGAGAGGAACUGUGAAGGAGCUUCUCGUUCACCCUUUUGUGACAAAAGACAACAGUGGGUUUUCAGAAGAGCUGGUUGGUUAUGCCUUACAUUGUUGA
Messenger RNA from Ilex paraguariensis (yerba mate), 1035 nucleotides. Lineage: Eukaryota; Viridiplantae; Streptophyta; Magnoliopsida; Aquifoliales; Aquifoliaceae. The record is from the annotation of a GenBank genome assembly.